This is a messenger RNA of Paralichthys olivaceus (Japanese flounder), 2348 nucleotides long. Lineage: Eukaryota; Metazoa; Chordata; Actinopteri; Pleuronectiformes; Paralichthyidae. The record is from RefSeq and is a predicted model, not a curated record.
CAGAUGAGUUCGACAGAGACCCUCCGGUCGUGCAGCAGCUGAAAAGAACCUUCAAAUACUUUCAGGACUACAGACAGAUGAUCAUCGAGCCGACAAGUCCGAAGCUGCUGCCCGACCCUCUGAAGGAGCCGUACUACCAACCUCCGUACACUCUGGUGCUGGAGCUCACCGACGUCCUGCUGCACCCGGAGUGGUCGUUGUCGACAGGUUGGCGGUUUAAGAAACGUCCGGGCAUCGACUACCUCUUCCAGCAGCUGGCGCCGCUUUACGAGAUCGUCAUCUUCACUGCAGAGACCGGCAUGACAGCGUAUCCUCUCAUCGACAGCAUUGAUCCUCAGGGUUUCGUGAUGUAUCGUCUCUUCAGAGAUGCAACACACUACAUGGAGGGACAUCAUGUCAAGGACGUGUCGUGUCUCAACCGGGACACCAGCAAGGUGAUCGUGGUGGACUGUAAGCGGGAGGCGUUCAGCUUGCAGCCCUUCAACGGAAUGGCCCUGAAGAAAUGGGACGGGAACUCGGAGGAUCGGACGCUCUACGACCUCGCCAACUUUCUCAAGACCAUCGCUCUGAGCGGAGUGGACGACGUUCGUUCGGUGCUGGAGAACUAUGCGCUGGAGGACGACCCCAUCGAGGCCUUCAAACGCAGACAGGCUCAGCUGGCGCAGGAGGAGGAGCAGCGUCUGGCCGAACUCUCCCAGCAGAAGAAACAGGGACUCUCUCUCGGCUCCAUCGCUUCCCGGUUCUGGCGCUCCAAACAGCAGUGAGCCCCGCCCCCUCGCACCAAUCACAGUUCGGCUCUCUGCCAGCGUCAAGGUGAGGGGAGAGGCCGGAGGAGAGGAGGCGGGGUGGGUCUGCGGACUGUAGCUGGGCGCCCUCCGCUGUCGCAAGCAACAGCGGGCGUGUCUGCAGUGCUGAAAUGGAGCAAGGACAUUGGCCGUGGUGCGCACCGAUGAGGGAGGAGCUUAUUUUGUUAAUUAUUUUCUUGGUGGCAGGGCGUCAGUGGCGCCCUCCCUUGGUCAUCGUGGCGUGCUGAUGCAUCUCAGGCCGCCGAAGCUCCAGGUCCUGUUGAAACUGUUGUUGGUCGGAGGCAGAUCUGAGAUCAGCACUGCUCUCGCCACGCCCGCUGUGGACGGCGCCGCCCAUCACAGGAUGUGACAUCAGCAGGUCGCACCGAACCACACCCUCACAACGUCUGUUUUAUUCCUCUGUGUCUCAGACGCUGCCGCAGACUUUGUUCAUCCAUGAAAAUUGUUUCUAGAAAAAUAAAUGUAAAUAUCACAGUUUUCUGAAAGAGUUUAUUCACUGUGUCGAACGGGCGGAGCUCCCGGUGGACGGGCGGAGCUCCCGGUGGACGGGCGGAGCUCCCGGUGGACGGGCGGAGCUCCGUUUGGCAUGUGGACAUUUUGAAGACUGGAACGGCAGCUGAGCCAGCGGGCGGAGGGACGACGGACGAACUGAAGCAAAAGUUUAACUUAUUAUUUUUACCUUUCGCCCAAACUCUGACAAACGUUUGACCAGCGAUGUCUCGUCCCUCGUCAGCUCCGAGCGAAGACGUUUAAAAACACCUCACUAACGUAAAGUUCCAUCUGAAUAAAACUUGUCGUUACCCGUCGUUCAGUCGCAGGAGGAAGUAGAUCCUGUUUCUGGACUGUUUUCAGCGGCGAAUUAAUCCACAUCAGGUGUCGUGAGCGUCCAGACGAGUGUUUUAGCUCCGUAUCAGAAAUAAUCUCCGUCCACACUAACACACCUGAAAACAUGUCACAUGACCAUUCACGUCCGCUGGUCGUGUGGUGUAAACAGGAAGUAGAUCGUCCUUAUUUACCCUCACAAAGCGAUGGGAGGCGGCUGGUGAACUGAUCCCACGUCGCCAUCGAGCCGACGCCCUCGAGUUGGAAGCUGUGAUUGGUCGAAUUCGUUCGGACGAUCGCACCAAGCGGUGAAACAUCGCGUUUCUUCGAAAGCUGCGUGAACGACACUUGUCGUUAGUUGUCAGUGUUCGAUAACCGGGUCACGUGACAGAAGACGAAGAAAUCAGGAACCAAUCAGAACGAGAGCGUCUGCGUCAUCGUUUACAAACGUCUCCGUUUCUGUCCAACCUCUGAUUUAGAGGCUGGACAUCUGGACGCACGGCGUAACCAUAGCGACGGUGAGGACUGAAACACGUGGACGGAGACGUCAGCGCGUGUUUGUUGUUCUUCUCUCUGAAAUAAGACGAGUCCGGAGCGAACGACCAACCAGAGAGAGGAGGUGCCUGUUCAGUAACCGUGACGACUCCGAGGCUCAGCUGCCGUUCUGCUCCGAGUGUUUGUGGAAGAAUCGACUUGAUCAAUAAAGGAAACUAAUCAUGA